AGUUUGCGCCUCGUCGGUGGAAGAACUCCUUAUGAAGGACGUAUUGAAAUUUAUUACAAAGGAACGUGGGGAACAAUCUGUGGUAAAGGCUUUGGCCAAAAUGAAGCGGACGUAGUUUGUCGACAACUUGGAUAUGAGAAAGCAGAUUUUUGCUGUUCAGAUUAUUCUAUCGGGCAAGGAAUAAUUUGGCUAUAUUGGAUCGCUUGUCCUACUGGUCGUGAAAGCCAUAUUUUGGAAUGCAAUCACAGUAACUGGGGUCACAAUUUCUAUUGCACCUGUCCACAUACAGAGGACAUCGGAGUUACAUGUAUAGGUAACAUGUUUUAA
Molecule: messenger RNA, 327 nt
Organism: Trichoplax adhaerens
Lineage: Eukaryota; Metazoa; Placozoa; Uniplacotomia; Trichoplacea; Trichoplacidae
Exons: 1
Cellular component (GO): membrane
Source: RefSeq, a predicted model, not a curated record